AUGAUUUCGACAAAUUACAGCAGUUAUAACAGUCGAGGAACGAGAUAUAUCGUGUAUGACUGUUCCAAUGCCUGGGAAGGUGAUUGCGGCGGCUGGUCCGAUAGAAUCGCCGGUAUUAUGACCACCUUUGUAAUAUCCAUACUUGCAAAACGGCGUUUUCUGAUUAACUUUGACAAACCUUGUUUCCUUCGUGACUAUGUCGUUCCAGCAUUCUUUGACUGGCAAUACAAUCCCUCCUUUCUUUGGAAUAAAACAAGUUCAUAUUACAAACUACGUAAUAAUAAUUAUAAACAAAUAGAAAAGUAUAUGUUUGGAAAAGAAGACAUCAACAACUACUUUCGUAAAGAUGUAAUUUUUCUCCGUAUGAACUGGGACUUUACAAGUGACUUCAGAAAAAGACCAAACAUAGAAAAAGAUAUUCCAUGGAUGAUGAAGUUUCACCAAGCGGAUAUUUACAAACACUUUUUAGAUGUUUUAUUUAAAUUGUCGCCUGCCCCUGUAAGUGCGUUAAACGAACAAUAUCGAACACAGCGUAAACGAAACAAAUUAGCGUGUGUCCAUAUACGUCAUGGAACUAAUCCAAAUAUGCCACGAGACAACAAACGACCUGAACAACCUUUGGACAUUUUGUGGGGAUUGUUUGACACAUUAAACAAAGAUGAGUACGAUUUGUUCGUUGCUUCCGACACGGACAGUAUAAAGGCGUUAGCUAAGAAACGUUACCCUCAAAACAUGCUCGACACACCAGGAAGCAUUACGCAUAUUGACCAGCCGCAUAAAAACGAUCCACGCGAAGGAUUUCUGAAACAGUUGCUGGAUUUCUAUACAUUAGUCAGUUGCGAUAUUCUCAUUAUUCCUUCUAGUGGGUUUAGCAUAUUAGCUGCCUUUGUCCGGAACAUAGACACUGGAUUGUACUGCUGGCGAGGACAGGAUCUUAUACCUUGUUCUAGAUACACAAUCAAUGAUAUAUUCCCCAAAGGCAAAUACGGGAUUAAGCCAAAAACAUAUAGGAAUUAAAGAGACCUCGUACCUAAGUAUACUGAAGUAGUUAUAAAGUUACUUUAUUGCAAAUAAUGUAGCAAUAUGUUACCUU
Molecule: messenger RNA, 1093 nt
Organism: Mizuhopecten yessoensis (Yesso scallop)
Lineage: Eukaryota; Metazoa; Mollusca; Bivalvia; Pectinida; Pectinidae
Exons: 1
Coding region: 1-1017 (338 amino acids)
Source: RefSeq, a predicted model, not a curated record